Messenger RNA from Spirometra erinaceieuropaei, 1236 nucleotides. NCBI's taxonomy places the organism in Eukaryota, Metazoa, Platyhelminthes, Cestoda, Diphyllobothriidea, Diphyllobothriidae. The record is from the annotation of a GenBank genome assembly.
AUGUUGCAGCAGCAGCAGAAUCUGAUGGAGGCUCUGACCGUCAAGCUAUCCAAUUCAUCCAUGGGCCAAUCAAGCGCGGCUGGUGGUUCACAUUCUGUCGAUCACCUUGCCAGCAGCAUCACUGAUUUCUUGUAUGACCAGAAGGCCCAUGUCACUUUCGAUUCCAGGUACAAACGAUACGAGGACUUGUUCUCUGUCGAUCUGUCUGCCCAGGACGAUGCAUGGAAGGUUGUUCUUCUACUUCGCAAACUGGGUUCGGCUGAACACGAGCGUUAUGCCAACUUCAUCCUCCCCAAGGAUCCCCGAGAAGUCAUUUUCAAGGACACAGCUCAGACGUUGUCGCAGAUUUUUGUUGACCAGUAAUCCCUUUUCAAGACUCGAUUUCAGUGCCUGAAAUUGUGCAAAAGAGAUUACGAUGAUUUCAUCACGUAUGCGGAUAUUGUCAGUCGUGAGUUUCGGCGUUUACAACUCGGUCCUCUCACUGAAGAUCAGGUUAAAUGCCUUAUAUUUAUCUGAGGGCUCCAGUCCCCCAAGGAUACUGAUAUUCGGACACGUCUCCUGUCCAAAGUGAAGCAGAACAACUCAAUCACACUCCAAGAGCUGGCAGCAGAGUGCCAAACGCUGAUCAACCUCAAGCACUACUCUGUACUGAUUCAGAACCCUGCUUCAUCUUUCUAUGUCCAUUUGGUCACAUUGACCAAAUCGCGGCCUAAGCAAGUGUCGAAGACGAGAUCAUCGCCAUCCCCUUGUCGGUUCUGUGGCGCGUGGAAUUUCCAACGGAAUUGCACAUUCCGCCAGUAUCGCUGCCAAAGCUGUAAUCAGGUGAGACACCGUGAUGGGUUCUGCAAAUCAGUACCAGCUUCUGGAGACAAGCCAGCCCCCGCCAUUCCUAAUUCCAGGCACCGUUUCCGGCCAGAACGCAAGCCCAAACACCAGUCCGUCGGUAAUUCUCUCAGUCUCUUGGCUGCUUCCCAGCUCAUUGCGUCUGGUCGUAGAAAAUUUGUUGACGUUUUGCUCAACGGCCAUGCAGUUUGCCUACAGUUAGAUACAGCCUCAGAUAUCACUAUCAUCUCUGAGAGCCUCUGGCAGUCCCUUGGCAGCCCCAUGAUGCAGCAGACUUCCAAGUCAGCCACAAGCGCGUGCGGUGGUCUCGUUCGGCUAAUUUGGCAACUGCAAUGCUGUGUGUCGUUCCGCGGUACCAGCAUCACUGCAAUCUGCUACAUCACCCAAGUCUGA